Messenger RNA from Fibroporia radiculosa, 603 nucleotides. RefSeq lists its product as uncharacterized. The record is from RefSeq and is a predicted model, not a curated record. The transcript has 4 exons. The coding region runs from base 1 to 603 and encodes 200 amino acids. Lineage: Eukaryota; Fungi; Basidiomycota; Agaricomycetes; Polyporales; Fibroporiaceae.
AUGACCACCCCAAAUCGCCCUCGGAGUCUUAGCAUGACCGAUGCUCUGCGCGCCCGUGCAAACGGCCCGCCCGAACAGGCCUUCGCGGACAUGCUCAAUGGCCUGUACAGCGAGCGACGUGCAACAACAGAUUUUGCAAACUCACUGCCCAAGCUCACAGAGACAGACCUAGAGGCACUCGGUCAGACAGCCGAGGAAGAGACAGCCCUCGCGAUGGAUUCACCCGCGCACCCGCUAGAGGAACUCGGCGUGACGCGUCUCUCCCAGACGUGUGGGCAUGUGUUCUGCCGCAAAGACUCCACUGGUCAACUCGACGACGCAUUUGACCUCACCGACGAGUUCGCCACUGCCCCCAUCGAUAUCGAAACAUUCCUUCAGUCGCUCGAAAUGCCCGCCAACAUGCCCUCGAUCGUGCGCGCCUUCGUUGGCGCGCUUGCGCGUACUGCGCCAUCUGCCGAGGUCAUGUCGGAAGCGCGUCUGCGCUCGAGUGCGCCAAGACGCGAGGAGACUACAGAGGCUCGCGAGGAGGGGGACGAGCAUGAGCACGAGCACGAGCAUGAGCAUGAGACAGACAGUCACGAUUAUUCGGGGAUGUAUUCAUGA